AUGGCGCGAUACACGGUGGAAGUGGGCAAAGCUGCUAAUGAACAUGAAACGGCGCCCAGAAGAAAUGUUACCAAUGCGAAGGAAGCGAUGAUUAGACCUGCUGGAUACAGUUGUGACACGGUGUAUGAGUUUGCGAUGGAGGCGUUUGGGAAGGGCGGGAGCCGGCAGGCAAUGGGCUGGAGAGAUGUUGUGGACAUCCACGAGGAAAAGAAGAUGGUCACCAAGAAAAUCAGUGGUAAGGAGCAACAGGUGGAGAAAACAUGGCAGUAUUUCGAGUUGACUCCCUACCGGUACAAUACUUAUAAGGAGCUGAUAACGAUUAUGCACGAUCUGGGGCGUGGUUUGGUCAAGAUCGGCGUGAAGCCGGGCCAGACAGAGAAAUUGCACAUCUACGCGUCUACUUCUCACAAGUGGAUGAAGAUGUUUCUUGCUGCGCAAUCGCAGAAUAUCCCGGUGGUGACGGCGUACGAUACGCUGGGGGAGAGCGGGCUGAUUCACUCCAUGGUUCAGACUGGGACAAACGCAAUGUUUACCGAUAAUCACCUGUUGCAGUCGUUGAUCAGGCCUUUGGAACAAACACCGGAGAUCAAAUAUGUCAUUUACAACGAGGCGAUCGAAGAAUCUGACAAGAGACAGAAUGGUCAAGUGUAUCUGAAUGCCAAGAACGCUCUGAACAAGCUGAAAGAGGUUAGGCCCGACAUCAAGUUCUACUCAUUUGAUGAGCUGUUGGAGACUGGUCGCAACGCGAAGGAUGAGGUCGAAUUGAGCUUGCCCAAGGCAGAAGAUGUCUCUUGUAUCAUGUACACUUCGGGUUCCACAGGUGACCCUAAAGGUGUGGUUUUAACUCACGCUAACAUUGUAGCCGGCAUUGGUGGUGUUAGUAGUAACACUAGCGAUAUCAUAGGUCCGCGUGACCGUAUUAUUGCGUUCUUGCCUCUGGCUCACAUCUUCGAGCUGGUGUUCGAGCUGAUAUCGUUCUGGUGUGGUGGUGUUUUGGGUUAUGCAACGGUCAAGACCCUAACCAGUAACUCGGUACGCAACUGUCAAGGUGACCUGCAAGAGUUCAAGCCCACCGUCAUGGUUGGCGUCGCCGCCGUGUGGGAAACCGUCAGAAAGGGUAUCUUGGCUCAGAUCAAUAAGCUACCUGUCUUGUCCCAGAAGAUAUUCUGGACCGCGUAUCACGCAAAGAUCAAGAUGAAGCGCUAUCAUAUUCCUGGUGGUGAUAGUCUUGGUAACUUGGUGUUCAAGAAGAUCAAGCAGGCCACCGGUGGAAACUUGAGAAUCACAUUGAAUGGUGGUUACCCAAUUAGUAUCGAUGCCCAGGAAUUUAUCACCAAUUUGAUGUGUCCCAUGCUGAUCGGUUACGGUUUGACUGAAACGGUCGCUAACACCUGUGUCCUGCAACCAAACCGCUUUGAGCUCGGUGUGGCAGGUGAUCUGACCGGCGCUGUCACGGUCAAGCUGGUUGACGUGGAAGAACUAGGCUACUUGGCAAAGAACAACCAAGGUGAAGUAUGGAUUAAAGGAGCCUCCGUGCUAAAGGAAUACUACAAGAACCCUGAAGAGACUGCCAAAGUCAUGACAGAUGAUGGCUGGUUCAAGACUGGUGAUAUUGGUGAGUGGACCUCCAAUGGUCACUUAAAGGUCAUCGACAGAAAGAAGAACCUGGUCAAGACUCAAAAUGGUGAAUACAUCGCUUUGGAGAAAUUGGAAGCAGUAUAUAGGUCCAAUGCAUAUGUGCAAAACAUCUGCGUUUAUGCUGAUCAGUCCAAGGUUAAACCAGUCGGUAUUGUCGUGCCCAACCACGGUCCGUUAGCUGAACUUGCCGUCGAGGUAGGAGUCAUGAAGGAUGGCGAUGACGUGGAAAGCCAUCUGCACGAUUCAAACUUGCAGAAGGCUGUCCUAGAGAGGCUUUUGAAAACCGGUAAGGCUCAGGGAUUGAACGGUAUUGAGCUGCUAGAAGGUGUUGUAUUUUUCCAUGACGAAUGGACUCCACAGAAUGGCUUUGUCACCUCUGCCCAGAAAUUGAAGAGAAAAGAGAUUCUCAACGCUGUCAAGGAAGACGUCGAGAAGGUCUACAACGAGAAAUAA
Molecule: messenger RNA, 2091 nt
Organism: Torulaspora globosa
Lineage: Eukaryota; Fungi; Ascomycota; Saccharomycetes; Saccharomycetales; Saccharomycetaceae
Exons: 1
Coding region: 1-2091 (696 amino acids)
Biological process (GO): long-chain fatty-acyl-CoA metabolic process; long-chain fatty acid metabolic process
Cellular component (GO): lipid droplet; endoplasmic reticulum; plasma membrane
Molecular function (GO): long-chain fatty acid-CoA ligase activity
Source: RefSeq, a predicted model, not a curated record